AGAGAGGGCCUGAUUGCCUGGGGCUCCCCUUCUCUCACCAGAGCCCAGCAGUCACUGCCAGGGAGAGGAGGUGAGCUGGAGAGCCCCCUGGCUCUGGUAUCCCUAAAGAAUAUUGGGAAACUGGACCCUGGGGAGGCUUGGGGAAUGGGACGUUGGAGUCGGUCCCUAAGGGGCAGCAGCUGAUAGGUGAAUGUGCUGGAGCAGUUGUGGGAGUCCCUAAGGUGCCCUGGAAGCCAGAUGCCUGGGCCCCUCAAAGAAGCAUAACCUUGGAGCUGGGAGGGCUUCAGAGGCACCCUGCCUUCCCAGAGGGCCUCUACAUUUGCAGGGAAGCAGCACCCCCUUGCCUCUCAAGGGGAGCAACCCCAUCUGGUUAGUCCAACCCCAGUUGCCCCAACCUUACUGGGAAGUGGGGACUGGUCCCUGGAUCUCCACACUUAGACACCGGAAGAGAACCACCAGCCCCUUGGGGAAGGAACGGAGUUGGGUCCCCUGGACGACUUGGAACACUCAAAGAUCAAGGAAGGGCAGUAGGGGGAGGCCCCCUGGUGAUGUGGGGUUAUGUGGCCCUGCUCCCAAUCUGCCUGGCGGUGUGGGCUAUAGUUGGGGUCUGGACAGUCUUUGCUUUGGCCGUAUCCAACAAGUCUGUGAAUCUCACGGAUGGCUUUCCUUACAUCAGUCACUGUGGGUCUUUCCCUCCUCAGAGCUGUAUAUUCGGCCAGCUUCUGAAUGUUGGGGCCGCCAUGGUGGCCUGGAUCUGUGUCCUCCGAUACCUCCAGCUCCAGGAAUGGGGGGUCCCUAAGUUUCCCAAUCAGCUGUGUCUGGGGACAGGCUUCCUCUGUGCCUUGGGGGCCUCCAUUGUGGGCAAUUUCCAGCAAACAAAUGAGCUCUCCACACAUCUGUUUGGGUCCUUCCUGGCCUUUGUGGUGGGGGUAGCCUACUUCUGGACCCAGCUGAUCCUGCUGCGUCUGACCAAGCCUCAGACCCAGCCAGGGGCCCCCUGGAUCGAGCCUCUCCGUCUGCUGCUCUGUGGGGCCUGCACUGUUCUCAUGGUGACCAUGGUGGUGCUGCACCUGUGGCCCCUGCGUUCUGCAGCGGCUGUGUGUGAGUGGUCCAUUGCCAUGCUCCUCUUCGCCCUCUUCGGCCUGCUGGCUGUGGACUUUUCCCACCUGAGUGGCUUCGUCAUAACCCUGCAGAGCAGGCCCGCCUCCUGCCCCCAGAGCGCCGCCCACCUGAGCUCUCUCUAGCUCUCCUCUACGCGGUCCCUGGUGGUGCCCCACCUGUUUUCUAUCCCAGGGGACUGUCGACGCAAGCACCCCCUUGGAUUCCAAGCCUGCUGUGGUCUGGGCCCUCCUAUCACUGACCUCUGACCCAAGCCUGGGCCAGAGACAACCAGGAGCAGCAGAACAUUGGGUCUUCAUCCUCUCCUGGCCAGGGGUCUGUGACCUCUGACCCCGACCAUGGCUGAACCGGACACCUCUGCAGGGAGCUACGGCUGUCUGCUUUGGUCACUGAAGGCUCGGCACGUACCCCUCAACCCCAUCUCCCAAGCUCUCUGACUCCCCUGGCUCAGGGGGAGGGGGAAGUGUUGGGGUGUCUAUCAGGAGACCCCGGGAAGGAGCUCUGGCAUCCUUAGGGGCCUUUCUAUUCAUGCUUCAGGCCCUGGGAGGCAACAGCUAUCGGAGUCUGAGGAGCACGUCAAGAGACAGGAGACAGAAGGCGCGAAAAUUGAACUUUUCAUUUCGCGAGAGCA
Molecule: messenger RNA, 1750 nt
Organism: Vombatus ursinus (common wombat)
Lineage: Eukaryota; Metazoa; Chordata; Mammalia; Diprotodontia; Vombatidae
Gene: TMEM150B
Product: transmembrane protein 150B
Exons: 8
Coding region: 549-1244 (231 amino acids)
Source: RefSeq, a predicted model, not a curated record